Molecule: messenger RNA, 624 nt
Organism: Stereum hirsutum FP-91666 SS1
Lineage: Eukaryota; Fungi; Basidiomycota; Agaricomycetes; Russulales; Stereaceae
Exons: 1
Source: RefSeq, a predicted model, not a curated record
AUGUCCGACGACAAACGCGCCGUUGACAAGCUCAAUCGCCACAACUACAGCUCCUGGGUCGACAAUGCUGAAGCCGUCCUCGGUUCUAAGGGUGUUUGGGGCCAAGUAGAUGGCACUGACAUCGCUCCUACCCCUCCUAACGCCUCGGCCAUGACCGCGUCCGAAGCGAAGGAGAUGAGGGAGUGGAAUCAGAGGAAGGCAAAGGCUAGUGGGGAGAUUUGGUUGCUGGUUGAGGAGAACCAGAAGGCGCAUAUCAGGAAGGAGAAGGGAGAUCCGAAGGCGAUGUGGGAGAAGUUAGAGAGUGUCUUUGUGCAGAAGAAGACUGGUACGCGAUUCGACGCUUAUUCCGAACUCUUCUCCACUCGUCUCCAAGAGGGAGAGUCCCUCUCCGACCUCGUUGCUCGCGUCGACCUCUACAUCUCCCAUAUCAAAGAGCGCCGCCCUGCCAAGUUCUCCCUUGACGACCUCGACUCCGAAUUAUCGUCCAUGACACUCAUCAAGGCCCUCCCGUCCGAUUACAACAACUUCGUCACCUUCCUUACCCUCUCCGACGACCUCUCCCUCGACAACGUCACCCAAGCCUUCUCCAAUGAGGAGCAAUCCCGCAAACGUCGUGCCCUGCAG